Coregonus clupeaformis (lake whitefish) is the source of this 1975-nucleotide messenger RNA. Its product is annotated as divergent protein kinase domain 1A-like. Lineage: Eukaryota; Metazoa; Chordata; Actinopteri; Salmoniformes; Salmonidae. Bases 74 to 1405 code for a protein of 443 amino acids. The record is from RefSeq and is a predicted model, not a curated record. The transcript is spliced from 7 exons.
GAUAGCGUGCAAGUGGAUAAUGUUUUGCAGCAUCAGAGGCACACUUCCUAAGACCUAGCUUAUUUGACGGGGGAUGAGAAAUGAUUUGGUUAGUGUUAUGAGAUGUUCUCUAUUUGCCAUGGCAAGAGGUCUGUUUUCAUGGGUCUGGCUGAGGAAGCCUAUCUACAUACAGGCCCGAUUCUCCUACCUGCACAUGAAGUAUCUGUUCUUCUCAUGGCUGGCAGUUUUUGUGGGUAGCUGGGUGGUGUAUGUGGAGUACUCAUCCUACUCAGAGCUGUGCCGUGGACAUGCAUGCAAGAAUGCCAUAUGUGACAAGUACAGGAAAGGAGUGAUCGACGGCUCAGCAUGCAGCAGUCUGUGUGAGAAAGAGACGCUGUACCUGGGGAAAUGUCUCUCUGCCAAGCCUAACAACCAGGUGUACUCAGGUGGCUGGGGGGACCUGGAGGGGGUGAUUAAGUGCCAGAUGGAGGAGGUUCCCCGUUAUGACCCGGGAGCUGAGAUGGAGCACAGGAAGGAGGCGUCGCACUUCAACAAGCCCACCAAGGGAACCUCCGUGGAGAAGUUCAGAGAGAUAGUCCUCAGCCACCUCAAGACCAAGGUGGGUGAACAGGCCAACCUUCAAGACCUGGUGAGCCUGGUUCUCUUCGUGGCCGACUACAACAAAGACGGCCUCAUCUCCCUACCUGAGGCCCGUUCCAUGUGGGCCCUGCUCCAGCUCAAUGAGUUCCUGCUAGCGGUGGUCCUGCAGGACAGGGAGCAUGCCCCCAGGCUGCUGGGCUUCUGUGGGGACCUGUACGUGAUGGAGAAGGUGCCCUACGCUCCCUUGUACGGCAUCAGCCUGCCCUGGGUAGUGGAGCUGUGGAUACCCGCGGGCGUACGACGCAGCAUGGACCAGUGGUUCACGCCCUCCUGGCCCCGCAAGGCCAAGAUCUCCAUCGGCCUGCUGGAGCUUGUAGAGGACGUCUUCCACGGCACCUUUGGCUCUUUCCUCAUGUGUGACGUGAGUGCAGCCGGCUUCGGCUACAACGACCGCCACGACCUGAAAGUGAUGGACGCCCACCACAUCGUCCCCGAGGCCACCUUCCAGGAAGCCAUGAGGGAGCGGCGGUGCGACAUGGACGAGGACUGUCUGUACGGGGUCGACUGUCGCACUUCCUGUGACCUCACCAAGCACCGCUGUACGCCAGAGGUGACGCGGCCCAACCUGGCCAAGGCGUGCGGCUCGCUGAAGGACUACCUCCUGCGUGGGGCGCCGUCUGACAUUCAGGAUGAGCUGGAGAAACAGCUGUAUGCUUGUAUAGCGUUGAAGGGCUCGGCGGAACAGAUGGAGAUGGAACACUCGCUUAUACUGAACAACCUGAAGACCUUGUUGUGGAAGAAAAUAUCGCACACCAAGGACUCCUAAUGAGGCGAAAACAUAGGUACUGUACGUCCCGACUCUCCACCCUUCUCCCAAAGUGUGCACUAGCACACUCCCGGUCAUGUAUUUGAAAGCAUUGGUUGGAACCGAGUUUCCGUCAUUGACAAUCCAGUACGGGGAGUGGUUAAAUGCACGCUUUGGGAAAGGGUGGAGAAUCAGGACACAUAUGAGCACUACCGCUGCCUCUGUCAAACCGUCUGGUUUCACAGCGCCUCAGAACUGGACGUGACUUGAAGUCUAUGGCAGGAGCGGAUGAAACAACCGCUCGUUUUAAUUGGCUGAUCUCUGUCCAUCACCAUCUAGUAUAACCCUUAGAACCUCCCCCCUACUUUGUGGAGUAGCACAUAUGAUUUAAACAAGUGAGUGAGUUUGGAAAAUCUGAAAGUACUCAUCUUAGAAAUAGUUUUCACAUAUAAACUUUAUAUGCCCGAACUCAGAAUCAAUUGAGCUUCCCAAAAAUAAAAUGAUCAAUGUGAUAGAAAAAUUGUGAAAAUCCUCAAUGAAAAUAAAUGUUCUAAGUCCCAUCUAAUAGAGCCCCACGGUGGAGGAGUCAUA